CCCGCGCAAAGAGGAUUGUGCUCCACGUAACAACUUGCUUUGUCUGAGGUUGGGGUCUACGUGGUACUGCAGGGCGUCUCCUCGCGCAAUCGACAUGCUGGGCUCUCGAAUGUCGGCAUAAAUCCAAUGACGGACAACCAUCCCUCUCCCGAUUACUCCCGCCCACAGUUUCCUGCCCAUCAUGAGCCACGGGUAUGGGUGAUUACGGCUGGAGAUUCGCCAAUCGGGAUAUCGGUCAUUCGCCAGAUUCUCAAGCAUGGUGACUGCGCUCUGGUCGGACGGACGUAUUCUGAUUCAGAUCGAGAUGAAUGCCGUCGCGAUGGGUUCGAUGCUUUCCUGGCUGAGGUCGAAAGCCACAGCGACGAGGGUUGGGGACAGCGAUUCAUGGCUGUUCCCUUAGAUAUAAGAAUGGUCGGUGAAUGUCAAGCAGUCGUCGCGCAAGCGGUUGCGACAUUCGGCAAAGUGGAUAUUCUCCUUUGCUGUACAAGUCAAGCCCUCGUUGGUACGGUGGAAGAGCUAGCGGCUUCCCAGCAAACCCUGAACUUGGUUCGGGACCAAUUCGAGAUAAACUACUUCGGCCCCUUGAACAUUAUCAAGGCAACACUCCCUCAUAUGCGUCGACAGAAGUCAGGGCACAUCAUGAUCCUUUCUGGUAUAACUGCUCACAUCGGCACGCCGGGGCUGGGAAUGUACUGCGCUGCAGGCUGGGCUCUCGAGGGCUUCUGCGAUAGCCUUGCGUACGAGAUAGCCCCUUUCAAUGUCAAACUCACAAUUUUCCAGUGCAGCAUCGAAAUCGGGAUCCUCACCAAUUUGGUAACCAGCGUACCUCCAAUCGCACCAGUAUAUUCUUCUACAGUCAACCAUGCACCGCUGUUUCGCGGAAUUCUAAACCGUCUAGUUUCCCGCUUGCCUAACCAUGAUUCUCGAAACGCCGGGGCGUCGAACGGCUCGAGUAGCGCCAACCGAGGCAAUCCUGUCGAAGAUGGCCCAUUCUCUGCAUCUGAAGUUAUCUCAACGUACCCUCCGCUCAGUUCUGCGCACAUGGAAGUGUUGGUCACCGAGACUGUGUACGCUAUUACGGCAAUCGGUGGUCAUGAAAACCCUCCCUCCCGACACAUUGUGGGCCAGGAAGGUGUCGCUAGUGUGAAAGAGAAGUUAAAGACUGUUAGCGAGGAGUUAGAGGACUUCAUUCAGUCAAGCUUCGCUGUUGAUUAUGCGGCUGAUGAUGCGAGCCGACUGCCUAAGGAUGACGGCAUGAGCACUGGUCAUGAUGCAGCCUGAGAUCACUUAGUAAUGGUGCAAAGGAGAACACGUCGACGUAUUCUCGGCUACCAACCGAUCUUUCUAAUUGGAGCUAUUCUAAACCUCAAACCAGUCCAAGAACAGAACAUGUUUGUUUGGAUUUCAUCAUCUCAGUCAGCACGACACUGGUCGGUUAGGCAGUUGUCCUCGACUUAUUCUCGCGCACAAACCAGGCCUGCCUGAGCUC
Molecule: messenger RNA, 1489 nt
Organism: Aspergillus homomorphus CBS 101889
Lineage: Eukaryota; Fungi; Ascomycota; Eurotiomycetes; Eurotiales; Aspergillaceae
Product: short chain dehydrogenase/reductase family protein
Exons: 5
Coding region: 127-1281 (384 amino acids)
Source: RefSeq, a predicted model, not a curated record